Mytilus californianus (California mussel) is the source of this 3704-nucleotide messenger RNA. Its product is annotated as cyclic nucleotide-gated cation channel alpha-3-like. Gene Ontology annotation, biological process: potassium ion transport; monoatomic cation transmembrane transport. The record is from RefSeq and is a predicted model, not a curated record. Lineage: Eukaryota; Metazoa; Mollusca; Bivalvia; Mytilida; Mytilidae. The transcript has 4 exons. Gene Ontology annotation, cellular component: plasma membrane; intracellular cyclic nucleotide activated cation channel complex. Bases 1 to 1959 code for a protein of 652 amino acids. Gene Ontology annotation, molecular function: intracellularly cAMP-activated cation channel activity; intracellularly cGMP-activated cation channel activity; protein-containing complex binding.
AUGACAUCAUCGAGUAAGCCAAAUGAAAACCUGACAAUUCAGAUACCAAAGACAGUAGUAGAAACAGAUUUAGACGUGAUAGAAAACGGAGGUAUAAGUCCUCAGUUAUCAAUCCGAACAGAAGAUGACGCCUGUUCGGAAAUAAUUCGCAUUGAUCCUCAAACUCCAGAUGAGAGACCUUCGGCUCUAGGAAGAUUUGUUCAGACACUUCAGGUGAUAAAAGCAUGGGCAUCAGGGAGAUGGAAAGCACGGACGCUGCCACAGCGACCAGAUUCGUUUUUGGAAAGAGUCGCAAUGGGUGGAACAGAGGCAAAACUGACGCCAGGAGAUCGGCGGACAAGAAAAAUCUCAGAUAUCAGAUACUGGAAAGGUUUUGUUGUGGAUCCGUCGCAGUCUUACUACUAUCGUUGGUUAUUUGUUAUAUCUAUUGCCGUCCUUUACAAUAUUAUUUUCAUCAUCGCUCGAGCAACAUUUAUAGAGAUGCAACAAGAGUAUACAGCUUUAUGGUUCACUCUGGACUACUGUAGUGAUUUCUUGUACAUAUUAGAUAUGGUUGUCUCUCUCAAAACAGGUUAUCUUGAAGAGGGUCUUCUUGUCAGAGAUUUUUCAAAACUUCGAAAAAAUUACUUAAGUUCAACAAACUUCAAAACAGAUCUACUCAGCAUUGUACCUACCGACUUUUUCUAUCUAAUAACUGGUACCAGUGUACCAGAGUUGCGGUUUAACAGAAUUUUAAGAUUCAAUAGACUUUUGGAAUUUUUCGAUCGCACAGCAACUCGUACAAGCUUUACAAAUAUGGUGCGUAUUCUGAACCUUGUUUUGUACAUAUUAAUUAUCAUUCAUUGGAACGCAUGUAUAUACUUUGCUAUGAGCAAUGCAAUAGGAUUUGGAAGUGAUGGUUGGGUGUAUCCAAAUACCACAAAUAACCCAACAAAUGCACGAUUGACUAGAAAGUACAUCUAUAGUUUUUAUUGGUCUACAUUGACCUUGACAACAAUCGGGGAAACCCCGACGCCAGAAAGAGACAUCGAGUUUUUGUUCGUUGUUGUGGAUUUUCUUAUUGGUGUUUUAAUAUUCGCUACCAUUGUUGGCAAUGUUGGUAGCAUGAUUACCAACAUGAACGCAGCGCGUGCAGAAUUUCAAUCAAAGAUGGACGGGGUUAAGCAAUACAUGGAAUUUCGAAAGGUUACGAAAGAAUUAGAACAACGUGUGAUUAAAUGGUUUGACUAUUUGUGGACCAAUAAGAAAUCAUUAAACGAAGAGGAAGUGCUGAUGUCACUUCCGGACAAACUAAAAGCGGAAAUUGCAAUUCACGUGCAUUUAGAUACGUUGAAACGGGUAGCGCUAUUUCAAGACUGCGAACCAGGACUUUUAGUUGAAUUAGUGCUAAAAUUAAAACUGCAAGUGUUCAGUCCUGGUGAUUAUAUUUGUCGUAAAGGGGAUAUAGGCAAAGAAAUGUACAUUGUCAAACGAGGACAAUUAGGUGUGGUUUCCGAUGAUGGAAAACAGAUUUUCGCUACUUUAAGAGAAGGUAGCGUGUUCGGAGAAAUAAGCAUUUUAAACAUUGCAGGGAACAAGCAUGGUAACAGACGAACCGCGAAUAUCCGUAGUAUUGGAUAUAGUGAUUUAUUCUGUUUAUCAAAAGAUGAUCUGUGGGAAGUAUUAACACAAUACCCUGAUGCAAAACAAAUUUUGAUAGACAAAGGAAAGAAAAUUUUAAGAAAAGACAACCUUCUAGACGAAGAACUUAUGCAGCAAAUGGAAGCUCAAGAAGAAACAACGGACCAAAAGCUACAACGCAUUGAUGGCAGUCUAGAUACACUUCAAACUCGAUUUGCACGUCUGCUUGCCGACUUCAAUACAACACAACAAAAACUGAAGCAACGAAUCACAAAAAUAGAGAAAGUGUUACGAAAAGAUGAGGAUACUAUCUCAAACUUUUCUGCGUUUGAUAGUUGAUAGUAAUAUAGGUAGAUAAAAUAACAUAUGUGUGCGUGCUAUUAAAAAAAUAUAAUAUGAUUGUAAGACACUUUGAAAUUAUUACAAUAACAAUCAAUCAGUGAUCAAACGGUAAUUUUUCAACCUUAGAUAAAUUUGAUAUGCCACUACACUAUAUACGUCACCUUUUUUGCUGGCCUACAUGCCAAUGCCAUACCGGGCAGAAAGUAGGUAAGUAAGUAACAAACCAUAUAAUGCGUUACAAAUGUUGUUCAUAUCCUAGUGCAGUGGAUUUCAAAACAUACAUUUUCGUGAUCUUCAUAAGGAAUGUGUGCCCGUAUCUCAUUUUUAGCCCCAAUUACAAUAAUAUUAUACUUCAAAAGAGGGACGAAAGAUACCAGAGGGACAGUCAGACUCAUAGAUCGAAAACAAACUGACAACGCCAUGGCCAAAAAUAAAAAUACAAACAGACAAAUAAUAGUACAGAUGACACAACAUAGAAAACUAAAGACUAAGCAACACGAACCCCACCAAAAACUGGGGGUGAUCUCAGGUGCUCCGGAAGGGUAAGCAGAUCCUGAUCCACAUGUGGCAGCCGUCGUGUUCAAUAGUAAUUACAAUCAUCGAGUACAAUUCUGGUCUUCGUUUUUUGUUCACAUGGGAUAUAUCUCGGAUCCCCUGUAACGGUAACCAAUCAAAUUGCAGGAUUUGCCCGGAUAUUUCACUCCAGUAUCAUAUUCACCAAUGAUUGGCGUUAACUAUCUCUGGGAUAAGAUAGGCUUAAUAUCAGGGUUUAGCGUUAUUGUGAUAUUGUUAUUAUAGUCAUUUUGGUGUUUUAGAAUGUAUACAUUUACAUUAUACAUGUAUUACAUUACAUUGCGUUACAUAAUAUCAUUGUAUUACAUAACAUUACAUUACAUUUUUUUACAUAAUGCGUAUUUUAUAUAGCCCAUUUGCAGAUGAGAAUUUAAAGCGUUCAUAAAAUGCUUUAUAAUAAUGAUAUUUUACUAUUGCUCAGAUACAUGGUAUAUUAAGCAAAAUAUGGUCCUUUUAAUAAACAGUAGUAAUGGAAAUCAGUUGAUCAAAACAACUCGAAAAGUGUGAAUAGAACAAUAUUUAGGGUUUACAAGAGAUGAAACGCAUGUACUUUAAACGGAAAAUUAAGAUAUUGCAAAUGAAAGAUUUAUUCUUUAUACCAAAUGACAAAUAUGUAAUUAAGGAAUCACGUAAGUUAUGCAUUCGUUUAGUAAGUUUUAUUUUUAACAAUCUUUGAAACCUAUUUAUAAUAUGUUACAAAUGUUAUGAAAUUAACAUACAUAGGGGAAACCCCCAACCAAGCUAUCCAGAAAAAAAGAUGUAAAAAUAUGAAAACAUAACUAUGAUUUAACUAUCUUAAACCAUUCUGAACCAUUGUAAAUGACAAUAACCAUUAUAACCUUUUCAACCUAAAACCAUUUUAAUACCUACACUGACAACCCAAGACAAAUCUUAACUUUACGAACUGAUCGUCUCAGAUAAUUUUUGUUUUUAUUUUCAAAUUUAAUUGAUUAUAAUAUUGUACCUUCUACAUUAUACCUGCUUUAGUUAUGGUUGUUUUAUAUACGUAUCUCGUACCUUUCCUUGUCGCAGCACACAGAGACGGAUAAGAAAAUCCUCCGCCAGUUUAACUCAAACAGGACGUCAAAUUAUUUAGCACAGUGUAAAAGGUACAGCAUAGGGACUUCUGUAAAAGCAUUAAGUAUACAAUAGUCAAUACAAUACACAAA